Macrosteles quadrilineatus (aster leafhopper) is the source of this 3906-nucleotide messenger RNA. RefSeq names its product tetratricopeptide repeat protein 14 homolog. The transcript is spliced from 23 exons. NCBI's taxonomy places the organism in Eukaryota, Metazoa, Arthropoda, Insecta, Hemiptera, Cicadellidae. Gene Ontology annotation, molecular function: protein binding; nucleic acid binding. The record is from RefSeq and is a predicted model, not a curated record. The coding region runs from base 133 to 3687 and encodes 1184 amino acids.
CAAGAUGGCCGGUGAUUCUUUCAACCAACUACUGUCGUCAUCGUGUUGAUCAUUGAAAAUAGCUUUAACAAAUAUUAUGUUGACUCUUUAAUUCAUCUGUUAGCCAAUUAAUUGAGCUACAUCAUAACAAUCAUGAAUGAGAUGGACCCAGGAUCCAAUCUGAACGCAGACUUAGUGUCCAAAACUAUCAAUUUUCAUGGCCAGUUACUGCAGAAAACGUGGGAAGCAGAACAUGGCGAGGGUAAUCUACAAAAGCUUGGCAUCACCAAUCUCGAUUUUGCCAUUUACUCUCAACGUCAAAAACAUCUUAGUUUUCAAGAUCGCGGCAAGCGUUUAAAGCUUCAUCAGUUUAUUUCAAAGCAAGCGAAUGUUUUGUUUGACUCUUCGCUUGUGGAGAAGGAGGAGCCAAAAUCCAAAACUGUGGAACCUGGUCUUUACGCUGUAUUGCCACCGUUUGAAAACUUUCUCAACUUGGAUAAAACGAGCAGAGCCCAGCACUUCUUACAAUGUCUAGGUGUAGGAGAAGUAGUUAUUGGUCAAAUAACAAGCAAAACCAAUGCCGGGCUGUUCCUUAAGAUCCUGUGUCUUGAUGGUGACAAUGCACGAAACAUCACUGAGCUUGGCAUUAAGGGGUUUUGUCCAACAUCCAAUUUGAUUUCGGCCGUGGACAAGAAAGGUGUGCCUCGCAGCUUCUUGAUGAAUGACCUUGUUGCUUGCGAGGUUUUGGAAGUGAUUCCAGAUAUGGAGAAGAUUGUGUGUGGCAUGAAGGGAGUUCAAGUUACAGAAGAGCAAAAGGCUCGUCUCGGUCUUUUCCAUUCUGACGAUUUUCCCGAGGCUUACAAGUUACCUCAGGAAGGCAAGAGUGAGCCGUUUGAAGAGAUGUUAGAGAAGACAGUUGGGUUUCACAACCCCAGCAAUGUCAGCUGUCUGGCCAGUGUUAUGGGAUUGGGGAAUCUUCACCACACCAAUAUUCUAGCCCUCAAAGGACGUUUUCCCGAGACGGAGUAUGCGACAGAGCUGCGUAACGUACAGGCAGCCAAGUGGGCGUUCCGUAGUGUCGCUGACGGUAUAGAACACUUCAAGUCUGGUCGCAUGACCGAGGCGUUCCAGUGUCUUAACAAGGCUUUGAGCAUUGACGCCAACAACAUAGAAGGCUUGGUCGCACGUGGAGCUUUAUAUGCCAAUGGUGGAAGUUUUAAGAAAGCAAUCGACGAUUUUGAGAUUGCCUUGAAAUUGAACCCUACUCACGUGAACGCAAGGAAAUACAUGGGAGAGACACUAGUGGCUUAUGGAAGGAAUUACGAAGACUCAGGUCAGACAGAGGAAGCUCUGAAGUUGUACGAGAGGUGUUUGGAGAUUGUGCCUUACCACGAGGAAGCACAAAACUCCAUUGAGUACAUCCGAGUGAAGAUGGCCAACGGUUCAACCUCGCUGACAGAUGGACUCGUACCUUCAUUGACCUCUAAGACUCAGGGGGUCAAGGACACCUUGAAACAGCUGCUGGGCAACGAGACUGCCACCAAGGAGGAAGGGACUAGCUCUGCUAAGAAGAAGAAGAAGGAGAAAAAAUCAAAAAAACACAAACGCCACUCAUCAUCCAGUAGCAGUUCGUCUUCUGGAAGCUCAAGUUCCUCUUCUUCAUCAUCAUCCUCCUCUGAUACCAGUUCUGCAUCUUCUAAUGAUUUCCACGGCAAGAAAAAGCAUAAGAGCAGGAAGAGUGAGCCAAAGGAGAAAUCACUGUCACCACUAAGCAAAAGGAUGGCAAUUAUGGACUCUUCUGCUACAUCCGAAACUGACGGACAAAGAGGAUCUCAUUACAACCCUCCUGCCUUGCCAUAUUCUUUCUCAGCUGAUCCAGCAGCUGCUGCUAUGGUUUACGCCUCUUCUGGGAAGACGGACAAAGAGUCGGAAUAUGAACAACGAGUUUGUAAAUUCCUGGAACAGACAAAAGGUGAUUCUGACUAUGAGGAGAAAGUACGCAAGUUCCUUGAUGAAACUGCAAAAUGGAAAAAGGAACGCAAAGCCAUAGAAGAAAAGGCUAAAAAGAAGCGCAAGAAAGAGAAAAAAGCAAGGAGCAAGAGCAAGAAGAAGAAGCGUGAUGAACGUAAAAAGAAGAAAAUGAUGAAAGAAAUAGAAGAGAAGAAGUUACGCGAUGCCUUGCGAAAACAAAGGCGAAGGAGCAACUUAGAAGAUGAUGAUGAAUUCCUGUAUGGUGAAAAAGAUUUAAGGUUAAGUCUACCUGACUUGGAAGAUUUACAAAGCAAGCUCAGUUAUUACGUCAAAGUUGAGAAAGGAAAUUCAUCAAAAAAGAAAGAGAAGAGCAGCAGUGUAGAGAAGCUAGUUGCAGCUGCUCAAGCCAAGAAAGCAGCUUCUCCCAAAGGGGUCCUACUAUUGGAAGAGGAACUGAGGGAAGAGGCUAGGCAGAGGAAACUUGAGAAGAAGAAACUUGACAUAUUUGAAGACUCUCCCCCUCAAAUAAGACCUCCUGAAGCUAAAAAUGUUCCGUUGCCAUCUGGGGCCCCUCCACCUUCGAGCAAGUUCAAGAUGCAGAUUGGCUCAGCUCAAAAUCGACUGAAGAAACGAGGCGAUAAAACUGAGGAGAAAGAUACUUGGGAUGAAGUGGGAGAAAAGAGGUUCAUUUACAUGAGCGAGACAAUCACACCAAGCAAAGAGAAAGAAACCAAAACACUUCCAGAUAAGAAAAAAGAGGUUGAAGAACAGUUGGCUAAGGCUCCGAUGAUCCUGGAUAAGUUGGGAGGAUUCCGUAUAAAUCCAUUGGCUGCUGAGAAAAAAUUAGACGACAUCACACCACAGAAACGUAAGCUGCGACCCAGAGUAAGUGAAAGUGAUUCUUCAGAUUCAGAGGGAGCGGCCAAGAAGAAAGAAAGGGCUGCCAGGAGUCCGGGAUCUUCAAGGUCUCGCAGCAGGUCUCGAUCACACAAGAAGUACUCGAGUGAUUCACCUCCGCCUAAGAAGUACUCAAGCAGUUCAUCCCGCAGUCCCUCCUAUCGCAAGGACCGCAGCCGCAGCAAGUCUGGGUCUUACCGCAGUGAUCGUGAACGUCGUCGUUAUCGCAGCAGUGAAAGCGGCUCGUAUCGUAGCAGAUCUUACUCCAGAUCCCGCAGUCGUUCACGUUCCAUGGACUAUCAUAGACGGUCACGCAGCCGCUCAGACGACCGUCACCGCUACCACAAGUAUCCUGGUCGCUACCCUCGCAACCGAGGUACUUACUACAGACCUCGCUUCCAGACUGGUUUCAAGACUAGACCUGGAGGAUUCUUCCCUCGGGGCAGUUUUGUUCCCAGGGGCGGCCCGUGGAGACCUGGUGGUCGACCUUUCAUCCCUCGGAUGCGGGGUAGAGGACGACCGAGGUUUUUCCAUAACAACUUCAAACCUCGUGACGAUCGCUACCGUCGCUAUGAGAGAGACAUGUCACGGUCCGAUGACGACGACGGCAGUCCGAUGCGUAAAGUGGAUGCUGCCAAGGAGCGGAUUGAUAGAAUGUUGAGCGAAGACAAGCGCCACACAGGACCGUUGAGCGAAGGAGAGGAAAGGGAUGAUGAUUACAUUGACAGGAAGGAUUACGAUAGAGAGAGGCCAAGACAGUCGACAAGUCCGGAUAUGGAUAGGAAGAAGGAAGGAAUCAAGGAGGAAAGGAAGAGUGGGGGAAAACCGAACCCUUGGUGAAAUAGAGACUACAGUACAUUGACAGCUUCUCAUUAGAUAAGUUUAUUUUGUUAAUUCAGUCAAAAUAUUGUAUAUAUUUUAUAUGCAUGUACUUCUUAUGUUUUAAUUGAAGAUUGUGCUACACUAAGAUGGUCAAAUAGUGUAAAUUUAGAUUUGAUUAGCGUUACCUGUGCUAGCUGUUUAGGACCACUGUUUAUAAAUAAAUUCACUUUGGUGUAA